Messenger RNA from Suillus fuscotomentosus, 821 nucleotides. RefSeq lists its product as uncharacterized. The record is from RefSeq and is a predicted model, not a curated record. The transcript has a single exon. The coding region runs from base 260 to 703 and encodes 147 amino acids. Lineage: Eukaryota; Fungi; Basidiomycota; Agaricomycetes; Boletales; Suillaceae.
UUUCAGACCUUCUCAUUGGCCUUCACAGAUCAUCUAUGUGGCGGUCCAACUUGAAGUGGAUGAGCCACCACCACUGCCGCUUCAUGCCACGCUAACAUACAAUAACCAACUGACAAUGGGUCUAUGCAUGCGCAGGUCCACAGGUUGCUCCUGUGAGUAUAUAUAACACUUCGUUCAAGCCAGAACAUGGUCAAUUCAUCUCUCGCGUCCUCAUCUACCAAGUCCCCUCCAGUAACCCGCCUCCCUCGCCACCUCAGUAAUGUCGUCAUCUUCCGGACUCUACAUCCCCGUACACCGACGGGAACCUCCACCGGGUUCGGCUAGCUCAACAAAGGUUUCGUUACCCGCACACUCGUUGUUACCCUUGCCUCAUGAUAGUAGUGAGUAUUAUCAUCUAGCCUUCACCCAUCGGGUGGCACAUACCUCAUGUUCGUCACGUCAUACAGGACCUAUCUACACACCUUCAGACAUGCUACUAUUAGCGUCAUCGCCUCUGUCAAAGUUAUCGCAGAACGAAUUGAACACCCUGCGAGCCGUAGCACCAGAAAUUGUCCAGAGCCAGAGGCAGCGCAAAACACACGAAUGGAACAUGAGUUUUGGCCCGUACUGGCCCGGGAACCCUCGCAGACGCCCUCAAUUCCCGUUGGGGUCACAUCUAAACACUUCUGAAAUUGAAGGUGAAGGACAAGGAUGGAGGAAGUGACGCGUAGUGAUACACACACCCGUCCGAGUCGAGUCCUCCCUAGGCAUAUGCGAAGGCAGUCUUUAUUAUGCUACAGAUCAUGUUGUAUGAAUCCAAUUUUUUGAGCCAACGCCUAAAG